AUGGCUCUACAACAGCAGCAAUCAGCGAGCGUAGCGCCUCGGAAUGAAGCUUGCGAAGAAAGUCCCUAUGGCAUCUUCGUCGAGGAAGACUUCAUCGAUGACUCGACCGGCAUCGUACCAACUAAAGGACUAGGUAUACCGUUAAGCCUCAAGGACCGCUUCCUAAGGCGCCUGUCGAAGAUGCUAGGCACCGCAGCGAACAUACGAGAGAUACACACCGGCAACGCUAUGGACAUCUUCUUGACAAGAGACAAACAGUCGCCCCGGCCAAGCGUUGCGCUCGAUGAAGGACUACGAGAAUUUGUGCGCGAGCUCGAAGAUGGGCUGGCCGCUGUUGCGAUGCAUCCGUCUGGACCGCGACUCGAUCACGCAUGCUCAGAACUAUGGGAUGUCAUCCUUCUUUUCAACUAUAACAGAGUCGAACAAGUCAUACGAAGUAUACAAAAGACUUUCGACGAGAACCGGAAUACGUUUGAAGAGCUCGUUACGAGAAUGUUCGGCAUCGACGAUAUGGACAAAAAAGGCUCACUGUUGGAUCGAGAUCUCGGCGAUAAGAUCAUCAGGCUAUCUCAUGACGUCCAUGCGUUCGAUGGCUCAAUGAAGGAGUUGAAUCAGCUCGUUCAGUUUGCAUCGACUAUGACGAGGGUACUUCUCAACCUACGAGAUCGAAUGAGGUACAUCCUCGAGAGGACUUACUUCGCCAACAAGCUGUUCGAUCUCAUCUGCAGCCUCGGCUUCCCAGAGCGUGUCUACAGCACCUUGAUUCGGGCUGCUAGGUCGUCGCAGACAUUCAGGAACGUCACAUUCCACCUGAGGCCCAGCUCACCGGCAAAGAACGUAUCUUUCGCGACUCCAAUGGCGAGUGCGACGCCACCAAACACCAUUAAGCCGUCCUCGCCACCUAAGAAAGAGAAGUCGAAGCGGAUGCAGCAGUACGAAGCGACAGCGAUCGAAACGGCAAUUGCAGGUCCUAUCAUACCCUCUCUUCCCCUUCCUCUUCCCUCUCCUCCUCCUCAGCCAGCCCCCACCAGCCUCGGUUCGCUGAUGUCCGCGGUGCAGCCUUACCUCAAUCAAAAGGAUCGAGACCUUGCACUCCAUUGCCUGCAGCCCGCAACCAAGCGUGAGACAGCGCAACUCGUCGGCACCGUCCUCAGAGAGAGGCUGCUACAGAUGGAGACAGCCGCAUGGUUCAGUUUCGGCUUCGUGACCGCCAAGGAUGAAGAGCAAGAAAGGCAGCUAGCAGGGCUGUACGUCGCAAUAUUGAAGGAGGCCGAAGAUCCCGAAGCCGCAUUCCGCGAACUGCAGGCUGCCUUGGAAACAAAUUCCAUCGUCGAACUGUUCGAUCAGUACGAAUACAGCCAUUUUCGCGACCUCUUUCCCUACCUCAAAGCCUUCCUCACUACACCACCACGCAAGCGCUCCACCGUAUGGCGUCUGCGGCAGUUCAUUCAAGACCCCACCGAUGACGAACCUCCUGCAUGUCUCCAGCGCGACUAUGGAUUCAAGUACUGUCGCCAACGCGAAGAGGUCCUCCGGCUCAAGGAAAUCUACAUCAAGAUACUGAAGAAGCUGGGCCCGCAAAAGCUGGACAUUGCGUGUGUCAACGGUCGAUUGUCCGAGACGGCGAUGAAAGAGGGCGUUUAUGUUGAUCAGAAGGACAAGCGGUUCCUGAAAAAUGACUAUGGUUCCCCGUUCCUGGGACUGGACUGUGAGGGUGGGCUUCAGAACUACCGCGGCCCGUUCUACAGGAAGCCGUUGAAGCUUUAG
This is a messenger RNA of Alternaria hordeiaustralica, 1767 nucleotides long. RefSeq lists its product as uncharacterized. The transcript is spliced from 2 exons. The record is from RefSeq and is a predicted model, not a curated record. The coding region runs from base 1 to 1767 and encodes 588 amino acids. Lineage: Eukaryota; Fungi; Ascomycota; Dothideomycetes; Pleosporales; Pleosporaceae.